Molecule: messenger RNA, 282 nt
Organism: Echinostoma caproni
Lineage: Eukaryota; Metazoa; Platyhelminthes; Trematoda; Plagiorchiida; Echinostomatidae
Source: the annotation of a GenBank genome assembly
AUGUCCACUAAACAGGGUCGAGGCGUUGUUGUGAAAAACAAGUUGAGGAUUUUAAAACGAAACUACACAAUGCAUAUUGAUUAUAUUCCACCCAAAUCACAAGAUGGACCUCAGGUGAGUACAUCAUAUUGUUCAUCCCUUAAGACACAUCAAAAAUUUGAUUCUAAAUUGCUCAACCUUUUCCAGUCCUACACAUGUUGUGAUUUUGAAUGUACAGAUUGCACACGCUUUUGUGAUUUCUACAGAACCGUUAUCAGGGUGAUAAAAUCAAACCCCGUUUAG